Messenger RNA from Psilocybe cubensis, 3234 nucleotides. RefSeq lists its product as uncharacterized. The record is from RefSeq and is a predicted model, not a curated record. Bases 1 to 3234 code for a protein of 1077 amino acids. Gene Ontology annotation, cellular component: cytoplasm; nucleus. Lineage: Eukaryota; Fungi; Basidiomycota; Agaricomycetes; Agaricales; Agrocybaceae. Gene Ontology annotation, molecular function: ubiquitin binding. The transcript is spliced from 6 exons.
AUGUCCCAGUACAAAUCUGCAAUUCGUUCCCAACCACAAUCAGACUCUGCUCCUACUUCAAAGUACAGAGAGCAGGCUCGGCAGCUCCAGGAAGCCUUUCCUCGCUGGACCAAUGAAGACCUCCAGCUUCUUCUAGCUGAAGUCAACGGAGACAUCCAACUAGCAGCGACCAAACUCACAGAUGGCACUGUCGAGCAAUGGGACGAAGUAUCGCGCAAAAAGGACAAGAAGGCAUCCGCCACCUCUGCCCACCCUUCAAAGUCGGCCGCGGGGGGCACUGCCAGGGGCGACGCGCGUGGAGGACGGGGCGGACGAGGCGGGCGGGGCGGUGCUGCUGGACGCGGUGGUGCCGCAACACGCGGUCGCGGCGGUCCCCCCAGGGGCGCUCCCCAGGCCAACGGCCAUGCGGCCCAUCAUGCGCCUGCACCUACCAACGGUGUUGCUUCGACCUCGGCUGCUCCUGCGCCUGCCCAUGAUGACUCGGCCAAACACGAGGCUCCGGCCGCUCAUGACCAGCAACAGCAGAAUGGCGCUGCUUGGCCAGAGCCUGCUGCUCCUCAGACAGAGUCGACUUGGGCUGCACCUGCGACUGCUUCCAAGGAUCUGAAUGGCUCCGCCCAUACACCAACUCCUACUACUACUUCCACCACUGCCGCUUCCAAGCUGGCUGCCAAAUCCCCCGCUACCUCGAAGCUAUCUUGGGCACAAAUUGCUCGGCCUCAAGAGAAGCCAGCUGUAGUUGCUCCCCCUCGUCCUCCCCAACAACAACCCACCCAGGCUCCUCCCGCACCACCUUCCAUUCCUCCGCCUGAACCCGCAGCACAGGAGCCUGAAGCCCCUUCAGAGUCACAUGAGCAUGGAUGGGAGGAGCCAACGACUGUCGAAGCGCCUACAUGGGACGAUGAUCCCCAAGCGAGUCAGCCGGUGGCCGCCGAGCCCUGGCCUCCAUCAUCAACGGAAACAGCGGCGGAGCCUGCCAAAGUCGAAGCAUCCCCCGCACCAGCUGCGCCAGCUGUCAUACAGCCCGAAGUCAAGCCAGAGCCCGAGGAAGCGUCUGUUCCUGAGCCUGCUGUCCCAGAACAGCAGCCCAAAGUGGAAACCGCCAAGACUAUCUCGCCCCCUGUGGCCGCUGCUGUUGCUGUUUCGCCAGCAGUCGUCGCUCCUGCUACACCUGCGUUGUCGGCUCAGCCCACCGCGACCCCAUCGCCGAAGCUUACGACACGACCUGCAGUGCAGUCACACAGAAGCAGUGCACGCUACAAGGUUACGGAUCAGCCGGUGACGAUGCCUAUUUCGUUUGGCUCCGGACUUGAGAAAGUGGGUAUGCAGUUUGGAAGUUUGAGUUUGGCGGGUGAUGGUUCGGUCACUGUCUUGCCCGAGCCUGAAGCGCCUGCUGCUCCUUCGGAACCUGCUUCACCUCCUGUUGCCCAAGUCAAGGCUCAGGAACCAACUCCUGCGCCUGCCGCCCCCCCAGCUACCGCACCCGCUGCAUCGACCUCGCUCACCUCGGUGUUCCAGCAACAACAGCAACAACCCCAACAACAAACACUCGCCCCUCCUCAGACAUCAGUUACCCAUCACACCAUCCCCACGUCCAUCUCUCAACCCACGCCACCUACUCAAAAUGCUACAGCGCACACGGCUGCUGUGAACUCGCCACUGCAGCCGUUUGCCCAGCAGCAAAAUUCUACUACCACUUCUCAGCAAUCGCUCAGCAGCAACAACAAUAACACCGCCCCUGCUAGCACCACCCAUCAGACUCCACAACAGCAUCAGCAACCGCCUAAUCUCCAUCAACAACCUCAGCAUCAGCCACAGCAACAACAGCACAUCCAACAGCAUCUGCCGCAACAGUUGCAGCAGAACCAUACCGCGCAUCAACAGCAGCAGCAGCAUUCGUACGCCCAGCAUGGGCUGCCUACGCAUCUUGACCCUGCGACUCAGCAGCAGCAGGUUCAGGCGCCGGUGCAGCAGCAGCAGCAGCAACAGCCGCUGCAGGCUGCUGCACACUCGAGUUAUUAUAGGGGCGCGGAGGGUGCGGCGUCUUCGCCGUAUGGGUUCCAUGCGCCCACGCCCCCCGCUGCGCAGGCUCAGGCGAAUUCGUAUGGUUCGUUUGGGCAGCUUGGUGCCCAGGCACAGCAUCAGCAGGGAUCUCACCUUGGUGGGUUCGCGUCUUCUGAUUAUGGAUAUCCCGAGAAUUCGAGGGCUUUCUAUGAGACGUAUGCCCAGCAGACUGGAUUUGGCGGGAGGAACCCGUUGGUCCAUGAUGAUGUCAAGGGUAUCCCUGGAUCGCAGCAGCCUACUGAUCUUUCUAUCCCUCCUACUACUGGACAGGCUCCUCAGCAACAUGCAUCGCAGCCUACGAACCAGCCGCAAUCCGCUACCGGCCAAGGCCCUCAGCAGUCAUACCCUCCUCCCGUUCCUUACUACUACACCCACGCGUACCCGCAGAACCAGUACUACGGCACGCCGUACAGCUCUGGAUACGUCCCUCAGCCAUUCGUCAAGUACCCGACGAUGUUCCAGCCUGGCCCGCCUGGCCCUGGAUCGGCCGCUAACCCGUCCGCGAAGCAGCCUGCGGGCAAUGUAGGUGUUGGCGUACAGCCGCAGACGAACCCGUAUAACCCGGGCUUGUACCAGCAGGGCUACGACGACUACCAGACGCACGCGCAUCACUCGCAGCACCAGCACUCGCACAGUCUUGGACUGUCCCAGGGCGGUGUGGGUGUGGGUGUGGGCUCUGGGGAGUAUGGGAAGCAGUUGUAUGGAGGUGCGAAUCAGGGGGGUAUGCAGGCGUUUAUGGGGCUCGGUGGGCAGUCGGGUGCUGGAGGUGCUGGAGGGCCAGCGGCGAAUGCGGGACCGAGGAGUGCGGCGUCGCCUGAGGCGGCGUACAAGCCGUAUGCGAGCAAGGAUGUCGCGUCGGGUCCCAAUAGGGGUGCGCCUGGGGUGCAGCAAGGUGGGCAGGGGGGUCAGGGUCAGCCGCAGGGCCAGGGACAGGGUCCGGCGCAGGGAGGAGGAGGUGGUGGGCCGCAGGGACAGGGGUUCUAUGGUGGGAAUAGGUUUGGGAGCGGUGUGGGUGUUGGAGGUGCUGGGUCUGGUGUGGGCGGUGUGGGUGGACCGCAGCAAGGUGGACAUCAUCAGCAGCAGGGCGGUCCACAUCUUGGGUACCCGCAAGCUGGGAAUGAGCCGAAUUUUUAUGGGUAUCAGCCUAGGCAGCAGGGGUAUUGGCAGUAG